Molecule: messenger RNA, 2499 nt
Organism: Hymenoscyphus albidus
Lineage: Eukaryota; Fungi; Ascomycota; Leotiomycetes; Helotiales; Helotiaceae
Source: the annotation of a GenBank genome assembly
GAGGUAUCGUGGGGGUCUGAUUUGGUUUGUGAUUUUUGUCGCGUUGGGUGAUGGGAGAGAGUGGGUGAGUUUUUGAAUAUUUGUUCUUUUGCUUUGCUCGGAUAGUGUUUUCAUACAUACCUUUGAGCUGUAAACGGCCGUGUUUCGAGGUUUAUAUACAAAUACCUUUGAGAGAUCGAAUUGAGUUUCACUCUGCAUGUCCCUUGCAGAUCACUAUUCUUGAAGAGGGGAAAGCACGAGUAAGGUCCUGUACCCUUUCGGUUGUGCGACUUUCACGGAGUGCCAUGAGUUCUGGGGCGUCUUCCUCGUCGGCUGGUUCGACGAGCUCUGCGGGUGGGGAUGAGGGAGAUAGACAGGUUGUUGUGCAACGACCCGAUGGACUCGUUUCUUGGGGCGAGGGGAGUGCGCCGAGUAUUCCUAGUGUGGAUGAUGAGAAUGAAUCUGUAAGGUCUUGUGUGUUUUUCUUUCUUCGCCUCUGUUUUGUGUUGUUGAGAUGGGAGGGGGUUGGGGUUUGUGGGUGGUGUGGGUGGCAGAGGGUUGGGAGGAUGUGUGGAUGUGUAGAUUGAUGGGGUGGAAUGGGAUGUGAUGGGAUACAUGUUAAUUGGAAAUAGGGAGAUAAUGAUUCGGCGAUCGGGGGGAUGAGUGUCGUGUAAGUUGUUUAUUGUUGUUGGUAGGAACUGAGAGGGAAGAAGGAGGAAGGAAAGAAAAGAAAGCGAGACUGAUAAUGGACUCCAGCACGAGUACGCAGAGUUUGAGGAGUAGUAUUUAUGAGGAUGUGGAGGAGAAUGGGAGGACGUACCAUCGUUUCAAGGAGGGCAGUAAGUUCUUGCCCACCACCUCGCCCUGUUUUGGUAUGGAGAUCUUUGGGGAAAAGGGCUAACGAUUGAGGAUGACAGAAUAUCCAUUACCGAAUGAUGCGGUUAGUACUUGAUCAGAUGAGUUUUUAUAAGUGAGGGUUUGACUGACUUUUAUCUUGGUAUGCAGCAAGAACAAGAGAGAUUAGGUAAGUCUUUUCAGUCGAGAAUAGUAGGACUCGGAACUGAGAGCUAAGUGAAAUAGAUCUUCAGCAUGCAUUAUUUGGUGUUACGCUCGAGGGGAAGCUGCAUCUUGCGCCAAUUGCGGAUGGGAUUGAGAAUUGUCUUGAUAUUGCUACCGGUAUUUAUUUCGCACUAUAGGGUGUAUCUCUAAGUUUUCGAUGGUUUUGACAAGCGAUUAGGGACUGGUAUAUGGGCGAUUGAAUUCGGUAAAGCUCCAUAUCAAAUGCAUAUUCGGAUUCAUGGGAACUAAUAUUGUGGUUGUAGCCGAGAAAUAUCCAAAAUGCAAGGUUCUAGGGACGGAUCUUAGUGCUAUUCAACCGCUGUAGUAAGUUUGUAUCCGUCUUUAUAAGGGCUUCUGGUGAAAAUCAUCCAUUUUACUGCUCUUCACCUCCGAUACAAGUAUCGGGAGGGUUUCGCUGAUAUAUGGAAAUUAAGUGUUCCGCCUAACCUCCGGUUCGAGAUCGAUGACGCAGAAGAUGAAUGGAUAUUCUCGGAGAGAUUCGAUUUUAUCCAUGGACGAGCUUUAUUGUCUUGUUUUAAGGAUCCAUCAUUUGUUAGUAAGUUACGUUCCACUCGUUUGCUUUUCGACAUUUAGUUUCCUUCCCAUAAAUCAAAACUCCCCUCGCUUCACCCAACCCAAACUCACAACCCCAGUCCAACAAGCCUUCAACACCCUAAAGCCAGGCUCCUACCUCGAACUCCAAGACGGCACCUUCCCCUUCAAAUACAUCGGCCCACCACCCCUCGACUCGGCAAUCUACAAUUGGAACCAACUCGUCGUGGCCGGGGCCGCUGCCUCGGGUCGACCAUGGACCAACGUCGCCCAUUACGCCCGCUGGAUGCAAGAAAUCGGCUUCGUCGACAUCGAAGAGAAACAGUUUUACUGGCCCACCAGCGCCUGGCCGAAGGGCGAGUACUUCAAGCAAGUCGCGGCGUAUUGGCAAGCGGACUUCUUGAAUGGGAUUGAGGGCAUUAGUCUGAAGGUUAUGGGGAAGUUGGGGUGGGAUGCCGAGGAGAUUAGGGUGUUUUGUGAGAAGGUUAGGGGGGAUGUUAGGGAUGUGGGGAUUAAGGCUUAUUUGCCUAUGUGAGUUUUUCUGUUUGCUUUGCUGUUUAUAUACUGCCACUUCUGGUUUUCAAGAGUGGGAUUGAUGAGAUGCUUUGUGCGUAUGUAUGGCGAGAGAGUUGGACUAAUACUUCUUCUUACAGAACUGUGGUUUAUGGGAGGAAACCCUUUGAGGACAAGACUACACCAGUGGCGAGUACUGAGUCUGUAGCUGAGAGUGUUUGACGUUGUUUUAUCUCGGGGCAUUAUAAUCUCAAGUCUUUUUUUGAAAUAUGCUUAAACCACAGGAAAUGAGGGCUAGAUGGAAGACUUAGUAGAAGCAAAUCCAUAAAGAUAUAUUUAGGCUGCUAAGCAAUCAACACGCGGCUGACCCGGGCAAAUAGAUCAUUACACUUAACU